Molecule: messenger RNA, 1616 nt
Organism: Pseudonaja textilis
Lineage: Eukaryota; Metazoa; Chordata; Lepidosauria; Squamata; Elapidae
Source: RefSeq, a predicted model, not a curated record
GACCUGGUCAGAUGUCCUUAUCACUACCAAUUUGACAAAUAUGCAGCCCAUGAAAGUUGCCUCUCUACCCUGUCCCAGCAUCUCCCAUCUGCACCAAACUUCAUCCAUCCCCACUAAUAGGACUAUAGGACCCUGGGAGUUGUGGGCUCAUCGGCAUACCUGCAGAUCUGAUGAACUGGAGAAGGAAUGCUACCACCGUAAGAUUAUUUCAUGGUUUGCAGAUCAGCCACAAGCACCCUUUGGGAUCCACCAACUAGUUGAUCUUGGGCAUAAUUCAGGGAAGAAAGCUGGAGAUUGGUAUGGCCCUUCUGUUACUGCCCACAUCCUCAGGAAAGCAGUGGAUUGUUCUAUUGAAGCAGGCAAUCUGGUAAUAUAUGUUUCUCAGGAUUGCACAGUGUACAAAGGGGAUGUGGGAAACCUAGCCAGGAAGAAUAACAGCAGGACUCCAUGGGAUCCUGAGGCAGAAUGGAAAGCAGUCAUUAUCCUGGUGCCCAUGCGGCUGGGUGGAGAGACUUUUAAUCCUGCCUAUGUGGAGUGCAUCAAGGAGCUGUUGAAGUUAGAUUUCUGCAUUGGAAUUAUUGGAGGGAAACCAAAACAUUCACUGUACUUUGUCGGAUAUCAAGAUGACUUCCUGUUAUACUUGGAUCCCCAUUACUGCCAGCCUUUUGUGGAUACCACUAAGGAGAACUUUCCUGUAGAGACUUUCCACUGUAAUUAUCCUCGAAAAACAUCAUUCACGAAGUUGGAUCCCAGCUGUACUAUUGGGUUCUAUGUACGUCACAGAAUGGAAUUUGAACAUCUCUGCUUGGACUUAACUCAGAUCCUAAACUAUGCAGCUGCCAAAGAAAAAUAUCCCAUGUUCUCGGUUGUGGAGGGCUGCGCUCAGGAAUAUGGUCUGGAGGAGAUGUGUGCCCAUUUUGCCCAGCAAACCAUGCAAGUCCAACAGCAUAGUAAACGGGACAGAAUAAAGAAGCCCUCAGCUGAGGAAUUUGUCAUCUUAUGAUUGCUGGCUAGCCAGACCCACCACCUCAGACUUUUUUAUUUAUGUAGAAAUAAAGAUAUAGGCUUGAAAUAGAGCUACAUUUCUUACGUCCCAAAAAGAAAUCUGAGACAGCAGUUGUCUCUGCUUCUCUGACCUGUAGUAUUCCAGCUGUUCCCUAUGGAAGACACUGCAAAAAAAAUUACCUUGGGGUCCCUAAACCCAUAUGCAGACCUAUUCUCAUCUUCGGUUAGGCUGAAACAGAAAGCCGUGACACUGGAAUAAAGCUGCUGAAUGUAAAGAAGGACACUUAGUAUUAAAAGGACAGUCUAGAAUUUUUUUUAGAAAGGAAACAGUCAGAUGAGGUUCAUGUUGGUUAGCUUCAGAUUUUGCUGAGCACCAGCCUGAAAACAAGAGCUUCCUUUUCAUCGGCUCUGGACUUUUUCAUAGGCCUUUAAAAAGAAGGAUAAGUUGCAUUUUCAUGCAUAUGGAAGGAAAACCCUGUUUCAGUUUAAAAGUUGAGGAUUUCUUCAAACAACCAUUCAUUCAGCAACUGACUUGGGGAAAACAAGACAAGCAUAAAACGGAGUGGCCAAUAAUGUCUUUGUUCGUUUGAAUAAACAGUAUUGUCAUAACA